Molecule: messenger RNA, 523 nt
Organism: Meloidogyne enterolobii
Lineage: Eukaryota; Metazoa; Nematoda; Chromadorea; Rhabditida; Meloidogynidae
Source: the annotation of a GenBank genome assembly
UUUAAACCCCCAAAAAAUGUCCCAAAAUUAUUCUAUAAUUUCCAUCAUCUCCUUAUGGGUAUUUAUUAGUAUGCCUCUAUUUUUAGAGGCAGAGAUGUUUGAUGGUAAUGUUGGGGCUCCGCGAAGGAUUGAAGAGAGCUUUUUGCGAGAUGAUGAAAAUGCGACGAAGUGCAAACCAGCACUACCUUGCUCUGAAGAUAAGGAGUGUGGGGAUGGUGGAACAUGCGGAGGCCCUACUAGAAAAUGCCAAUGCCGCUGCAUAGAGAAGACAUUAUGUAAAACUCCAGGGCUAACCCAAUUAACUAAUACAUUGGUUAACGGUAAAGUGAAGCCUUGUGGUGGCCUUAAAAAUGCCUGCGAUGAAAAGACAAAUAAGUGUGAAUGCGAUAAAGCCUACAAAGAGGCUGGAUACAAGAGUACUAGCGAUGCAUUUGGAAAAGUAUGUGUUGCUCAUACGUGUAAAAAUGAUGAUGAUUGCCAUGGACAGACUUGUCUUCCUGGAUUUUGCCAAUGCCCGAAAUAA